GUCAUAUCAUGUUGAGUUAUGAUCUUUCACACAUACACAAGAGACUUGUUUGUUCAUAGAGAAAAAGAUCACAUGACGUGUGUGAACGCGUCUGAUUGGUUAGCUGUUAGAAGUGAUUUCUGCUUUCUAGAUUCUCGUGGGAUGUCUUUUGUAAGAUUUGACUUAAACUAAUGUCAUCACUAGAUUCUACUUUUCCUGCUGCAUUAUUCAAUUGAUAAGCUCUUUCUCGUGACCAGUGCUUCAUAUGGUUUAUACACAUGGGUUUAGUCACUGGUCACGUGCAUUUGGACCCACAACUUGCAAUAUUUAGAAAGCUAGGAUCCAAAUAUGUUGUUAGUAGAUGAAGACACACAGUUACAGCUCUUAUCCUCUGUCAUUGGUAUUCACAUUGCUGCACAUUUAUUGAUAUUUCAACCAACUCCCAUUUUUGUUAUAAAUAAGAAAUAGGGCUUUGUGUGUGAGGAUUUAAGGAUCAAUGUAUCUGCAUUCUCACAUUCAUUAGUCUUUUAUCUAUAAAACCCUGGACCCUUUUGCUGCUACUCCCACAUUUAGUUGUUGAAUUAAAAAAACUCAUUUGUGUUUGGAAUCCAAAAUGGCAAGAAGUUUCAACCUUUCUUUGAUUCUCUUUGUUCUGUAUCUGUCCACUGCAGCAAUAGCCAUGGCCAGAAACCUUGAAGAGGAAUCAAGUGGUGAUACGAAGUUCAUUAAAGCCUCUUGUGAGAUGACGUCGUACCCGGACCGAUGCUUCCAGUCCCUGUCUUCAUAUGCAAGCGAGAUCAAGAAGCAGCCACGUAAGCUUGCUGAGACAGCGCUUGCCGUUAGCAUAGCCCGAGCAAAGUCAGCCAAAACCUAUGUCUCAGAGAUGACUGACUAUAAGGGAAUCACAAAGAGGCAGCACGAGGCUGUAGCAGACUGUGUAGAGGAGAUGGGAGACACUGUUGACAGGUUGAGCAAUUCGCUGAAGGAACUGAAGCAUCUGGAGGAAGGUGACAGCGGAGAAGAGUUUUGGUUCUGUCUGAGCAAUGUCCGGACAUGGACAAGCGCGGCUCUGACAGAUGAGACCACAUGUCUUGAUGGAUUUGGAGGGAAAGCCAUGAAUGGGGAGCUGAAAAGCUUAAUCAGAACACGCAUUGUGAGUGUGGCGGAAGAGACGAGCAAUGCCUUGGCUCUGAUCAAUGACUUUGCUUCCAAGCAUUGAAAACAUUUCAAAGGGAUAUGGUCUUGGGGACAGUUUUUCUCUUGGAUUUGGUUUCUAUUGAGCUUUGAAGAAAUGUGCUUUGGUUUGGUUUUGAGGCAUUUCAGUUUCUCUUACCCUGUUGUUGUAUCAUCUACGGUCUACAUAGUUGAUGUUGAUUUUUCUCAAUGUUUUACAAUAGAUUACUUACCAAACAAA
Arabidopsis lyrata subsp. lyrata is the source of this 1393-nucleotide messenger RNA. RefSeq names its product pectinesterase inhibitor 7. Gene Ontology annotation, biological process: negative regulation of catalytic activity. Lineage: Eukaryota; Viridiplantae; Streptophyta; Magnoliopsida; Brassicales; Brassicaceae. The transcript has a single exon. The coding region runs from base 593 to 1198 and encodes 201 amino acids. Gene Ontology annotation, molecular function: enzyme inhibitor activity. The record is from RefSeq and is a predicted model, not a curated record.